CCCAUAAUCAUGGCUGUUCUGGUAAACUUAAUGCCAAUUCCCUGAGAUGGGUUAGCCGCAUCGUGAUGUAUCUGCAAGAUGAUAAGCCAUAACGUAGUUGGAUUCCUUGUAUAUGCUUCAAAUAUUCUAUCCUAUGCUGCAGAUGGCUGAUGGAUGACGUUGUAUCCCUUUCGAUUCUCUCCUCAGCGAAUCGAAAACAAGUUUCCGUAAGUUUAUCCGGGCAAGGUUUCCUUGCUCGAGAGGCGGAAAUAUAAGCUGUAUCGCGUCUCUGUCCCUCGAUAUGGAUUUAUUUCAUCUCCAGUCUGUCGUUUUCGGGGCCAGCUUCGUACACCUGACCCUAAGGAAUUUAAACUAUCUUGAGCGUUUGAGCAAGGCACUUAUCAUAUCGUCCGUCGUCGGCGGCGCAUACUCCCUCGUGGCGCGUCAGGGCGGGUGCGAUUUCACUCUUUCUACUAAUGGCUCGUUCGUUGGCCAGAUCGGACAAUACAGCAGCGGUCAGACUAACGCCGGGAUCAACGGAUCCAACGGUGCGGUGUCGGGCUUCGUUCUGAACGGGAACACCUUAUCUGACUCUACGGGCCGCGGUUGUUGGUGGACGCCGCCGACUACCGUACUUCAAUGCGACGUUGAUUCGGUGCCCCAGCCCGGAUUUGCUAUCGGCUGCAAUGGGGAGGUGACGUUUAAUGGCCAGUCUACAUUCUGGGUGUGUCAGACCGGAGUGCAAGACGUGGUCAUGGUAUAUCUUUCUCCUGGCGGGAGCAACUGCAGCGAGAUUACUUUGACGGCGAGCGGAUGCUAUCCUUCGUCGUGCAGUUCGACAUCUGUAGCUUCGGGAACUACCGUGACCGAGACGACUACGGUUACGGGCGCCGGCUCAACACAUCCCGCAGGAACCGUAACGGCCCCCGGGAGCACUCAGACGGUUAUGACAACGAUCACAACCGGCCAGGGUACCGUUCCUGCAGGGUCCAACACUCCGAGCACGCAAACCGUAACCAUUACAGGAUCAGGUGGCACCAGUAUCUCUACCGUCACUAUCACCCAAUCAGGCGGCACUAGCAUUUCAACUGUGACUGUCACCGAGUCGGGCGGCACUGGGGUCUCUACUGUCACCGUUACCGAGUCAGGACGUACUAGUAUGUCGACCGUCACUGUCACGGAGUCGGGAACUGCUGGUAUGACUACUAUGACCGUUACCGAAUCAGGUGGUACUGGUACCUCCACUGUUACUGUAACCGAGUCGGGGAUGACUAGCACGUUUACAAUAACCACCACCAGUGUUUCUACGGUCAAUGUGUGCACGGGACAGACAACCGUGCCGGGAACGACUUUGGUGACUACGGUGCCAGGGACCACAGCACCAGGAACAACAGCCCCUGGAACAAGUCCUGGUACCACCCCAGUAACGACCCCGACCACGCCGAUAUAUUCAACCAGCACUACUGUGCCGGUGACAUCACCCGCGACGACUAUUCCGGAAACCCCCACGAUUCCAGUGUCUCCACCAGCGACAAGUCCAGAAACGACUCCGGAGACACCCACGGUCCCUGCCACGACGCCGGUAACAUCUCCAACUGAAAGUUCCCCGGUCACGUACCCUACAACGUCUGCUUCCACGCCGAGCACGACUCCGGAGAUACCAACCACGCCUCCAGCCACACCUACUACACCAGUGACUACUCCAGUGACCACCCCGGAAACAACCCCAGCUACAACUCCAGGAACGCCUACAACGACUACGGUGACGACCCCGGCGUCGACAACCCCGGAGACUACGCCGCAAACCCCCACGACUUCUAUUCCCCCGGGAACGCCGAUAACAAGUUACCCCGGAACCACGACGAGCGAAACCGAAUCGACCGUCUACAGCUCUACGACGGAGACGAUUCCCGAAUGCUCAUCUGAAACGACACCCUGCCCGGGACAUUCUACUCCGGCUACUCCGACGUAUCCCACAACCACACCCGCUAUCAACACCACCACUCCAGCGACGCCUACUACGCCGCCUGUCGAGACAACCCCCACAACCUAUCCGGGCACGACCACAACGGAGGUUGAAACCACGACAACCACGAGCUCGUGCGAGACGAGCGAGACCACGACUAGCGAGUCUACUACCAGCGUGUCUACUACCAGCGUGUCCACUACCAGCGUGUCCACUACCAGCGUGUCCACCACCAGCAUUUCCACUACGCCGACGUACCCUGGGACGACGACAACGGAAGUUGAAACCACAACCACGACGAGCUCGUGCGAGACUAGCGAAACAACAGCUACUUCGUCAACCGGAUAUGGUACCACAUCGAGUGGAGCCUCUAGCACGAGCGCGUCUGAUUUCGGGCCACCCACGCCUAGCAUCCCUCCUUCUGGGCCUCCUGAAAUGCCGCCUCCCGCCCCAACGGGAUCCGAGUCUGGUCCCCCCGCAGGUCCUACCGAAAGUCCACCGCCUGCGCCGACAUCCAGUUCUGUCGGCGGCGAAGAGUGGUCUCACAGCGGCGAUCAUGCCGGCUCUGCCUGGUUAGGGGCAGAAGCGGGAGCAAGCGAGCACGGGAACCCUCACUCCCAAAGCUCGAACUGGAAAGCCAGGAAGAACCGUCGCCAAUCCCCUUCCCAAUCCUGUCCUGCCCUGAUUCUACCCCUCGACGCUGCAAACCCAAGCACGGCCCUCGAGCCAACUACCUACGGCAAAGUGUCGUCUACCGUAUCCACGGUCUUCCGCUUCGACAUCCCGUCCGUCGACAACGUCAAGAGCUGCCAACUCGUGUUCCUUCUGCCAGACCGGUUGAACGGGACAGAGCCCGCGCUGAAUAUGACAGGAUCGGGUGAUCUGGCGUUCGCGAGGCUGGAUAACCUCGUCGAUGCCGUGUGGAGCUACAACCUGUUAACCGUCGAGGCAGACGGCGCGUACACGGUCGAUACGUUCGCCUGUGCGGGCGGCGAGGACGUAGCCGUCGAGCUGGCUAACGUGGACUGGGCGGGUGGUGAGUGCCCGAUUGGGCUGUACUUGCUUACUUCCGACGAGACGGACUUGUAGGUGUCUUCGUUCACUUGUCGACCUAAUAGGUGAUAGGCAGGUGCCUACCUAGGAACCUACCUACCUAGGUACCUAGUAAGUAGAUACUCAUCUAGGUACCUAGGCAUUGAGGAAGAAAAGGACAAGUAAAUUAAAAUAGGAAGAAAUGGA
Messenger RNA from Annulohypoxylon maeteangense, 3184 nucleotides. Its product is annotated as ubiquitin 3 binding protein But2 C-terminal domain-containing protein. Bases 281 to 3034 code for a protein of 917 amino acids. The transcript is spliced from 5 exons. Lineage: Eukaryota; Fungi; Ascomycota; Sordariomycetes; Xylariales; Hypoxylaceae. The record is from RefSeq and is a predicted model, not a curated record.